Molecule: messenger RNA, 2548 nt
Organism: Haliotis rufescens (red abalone)
Lineage: Eukaryota; Metazoa; Mollusca; Gastropoda; Lepetellida; Haliotidae
Product: adenosine receptor A2b-like
Exons: 2
Coding region: 252-1763 (503 amino acids)
Biological process (GO): G protein-coupled receptor signaling pathway
Cellular component (GO): membrane
Molecular function (GO): G protein-coupled receptor activity
Source: RefSeq, a predicted model, not a curated record
AGGUAGACGAAGGCUCCAACUUUUCAUCAGGGAACUGGUCGAUCCCAGUUGGCAUUCCCACCAUAUUCUAUAUGUGUUCCACCCAGACAACUAACGUUCUCGGCGAGUCUCUCCGACUCCAGCAGACAGGAAUGAGUGAGAGCGACAUCCUCCAAGCAGCUCCCUCAGCCUGAAGACCCCAUGACGUUGCACACGGUAGGACCUGCUUCGGGGCGUGGAUGGAGUAGCACCAGCCGCCGGCGCCCACUGAGAUGCCAAGUGUCGGUAACAUCACCUACAGGGACAACAACGUCAACAUACUCCUUGCCGCCUUGGCGUCUACGUUGUCCGUGACGGCUAUUAUUCUCAACAGCCUCCUCAUCUACGUCAUCUGCCGAGCCAAAUACCUGCACACGUGCACCAAUUGCUUCCUGGUGUCGCUGUCAGUCGCCGAGCUGCUGGUGGCUGUGUUUGCCGUCCCGUGGGCAGCCGUGGCCCGGAUACAUCACUCCUGGGCCUUCUCCAACACCUUCUGCACAGUGUCAGGCUUCCUCUACAACGUGGGCAGGAACGGCGCCGCCUACAGCCUUGUGAUGGUGUGUCUGGACCGAUGUGUAGCAGUGUCAACGCCCCUGAAAUACAAUAACAUCAUCACGUCACGGACAGCUCUAAUGCUGACGAUGGUCGCUUGGAGCCAGAGUACUCUUAUUGCACUCGUGCCCUUUUUCGGGAAAGGCUUGUACACUUUUGUUGGAAAGUUCUCUCUGUGCAUGUUAUUAGGAGACAGCCAUUCAUCGCAUAUGCUUUUCAAGGAAUUAUUUGGUUGUGUUUUACCAGCGUUUGCCAUAGCUGUUAUGCUUGCCAAAAUAGCGAAAGAGGCAACUUCCCACCAUCGAGUAUUUGCUAUUUUGCCAGCGCCCCGGCUUCGCUCGUCACUAAGGCCAGGUCACUAUGGCCGAAACACACUGAAGGCUAUGAGAGCCUUGUUCACCAUUAUUCUUGCCUACGCAGUAUUCUGUAUCCCAUUAUCGAUAGUUAAGAUCGUGCACCAAACCUGUUGUUCGCAUUUACCGGAAGCGCUGGUGACGUCACUCGUCUGGUUGUCCUUCCUGUGCUGUGUGAUUAAUCCUGUCGUCAUAGCAACCAUGAACAAAAAGUUCAAACAGUCGUUUAUGACUCUAGUGUGCUCAUGUAUGAAGCCCCCGCGGUCUCAGGACAAGGAGGGCUUUACCAUUACUUCCGGUCUGCACACGGUACUGGACGCCUCGCUGGUCAGCAAUAUACUACAUAACUCCGACACUUUCAGACGACAUACGCUCUCAAAACUCUCGACACAGCCGGACGUUGUGGGAAAAAUGCAAUUGCCGCAGGGGUCGGUUCUGCUCGGGACGUCGACUGGGGAUCCCCUUCCCGGGACAUCGACUGGGGGUCCUAUUCCCGGGACAUCGAUAGGGGGUCCUCUUCCCGGGACAUCGACUGGGGGUCCUAUUCCCGGGACAUCGAUAGGGGGUCCUCUUCCCGGGACAUCGAGUGGGGGUCCUAUUCCCGGGACAUCAAUAGGGGGUCCUAUUCCCGGGACAUCGACUGGGGGUCCUAUUCCCGGGACAUCCACUGGGGGUCCUAGUUCUGGGACAUCGUUUGGGGGUCCUAUUCCCGGGACAUCGAUUGGGGGACCUAUUCCCGGGACAUCGAUUGGGGGACCUAUUCCCGGGACAUCGAUUGGGGGUCCUAUUCCUGGGACAUCGAUUGGGGGACCUAUUCCCGAGACGUCAACGGAGACGUAAUCCACCAACUUUAUUCACGGAUUACAUUGUUUUAACUGAGUAAAUUAAAAAUUGCCAUUGACAGGACUGAACAACUAAACUAAGAUUUUUUAUCUUCAUAGUGCCCGCGUGUAAUCAAACCACCCGUAGCAGAUUCGUGGACACUGCUGUAUAUGUGCUCAUUAAAGUCACAUUCACAGAUCAGACAUGUUUCAAUAUAUUUGUCUAAAGGCUAGGACAGGUGAUUUAGACAUUUAUGUUUUUCUAGAUCUGUUUCCUCCACCAAUCUGCUCAAUGGGAAGAACUUACCGAACCUCGGUUUUAGGAGUACGCGGGAGUGAAUUGUGUUUAUGUUACUUAGAACAAUUAUGUAUUCAUUUAACUGACGUGUCAGUUUGAUGGUCAAGGAAUACCGGAAGUGAUUCGAAGUGAUACCCGACAUACGGUUAGGGUUGUGACAAACCAAGGAUGACACUUGGGAUUUGAACUCAGGUUUAGAGACACAACUGCACAGUCACAUUUCAGAACAUCUACAGAUUGUCUGCUGAUUACUAAAGUUAUUUCAUUUUACUUGAACACUACUCAAAAUCAUAGUUUCUAAAAUAUUUUAAAGUCAGGACCUUUUUUAACGAGUAGCCAACUUCCAUUAAAUCGGCGUUCCACGUCCAGUUUGUCACGUGUAACCUUUUUACACAGAUACUUUGUAUGAUUAAAUGUCUUAAUGUCUGUGCGUUACUAGAUAUAGGCAAUAAUUCAUGCCAUUAUUUGCAUCCCAUCUAACUCCAUGAUAAACUGUGUCCUUAUUA